Oncorhynchus kisutch (coho salmon) is the source of this 2360-nucleotide messenger RNA. Its product is annotated as uridine phosphorylase 1-like. Gene Ontology annotation, molecular function: uridine phosphorylase activity. The record is from RefSeq and is a predicted model, not a curated record. Gene Ontology annotation, cellular component: cytoplasm; cytosol. The transcript has 7 exons. Lineage: Eukaryota; Metazoa; Chordata; Actinopteri; Salmoniformes; Salmonidae. The coding region runs from base 688 to 1479 and encodes 263 amino acids. Gene Ontology annotation, biological process: uridine catabolic process; nucleotide catabolic process.
AGAUACUCCGAUUAAACUGUUUAGAUGUGAUGAUAAUUCGAAAGAUUGCUAAAAAACUAAAAUCAGGGUUUAAUCGGCGUAUGCUUCUAUUUUGAAUUUACGACGAUUAAAAUAAACAGAUUAAAGUGUUUACUUGACUAUUGCCGUACUCGGCCAACUGCCAUAAUCCGUAUAAUAUCGAAUUAUUAGUGCGCAUAUCAACGUACUCACUAGUGACACCUUCAUAUACAGUCAAUGGCAGGGCAUUCACGAGUUGCCACAGCCACAAAGUCAUAAUUAUGGCUAAACCCCGCCUAUUUCUACAAUUUAUCUUCUUAAAAUCAGAUGUUAAACCUAAACAGCACUGCUAACCUUUUCAUUUCUCAAAUUUUAAUUAAGACCAAAAACAAAUUUUAGUUUUCAUGAAUUUUUAGUUAAGAUCUACACCAUUUUUACUUUGCGGCUGUGAUAACUAGUGACAACCCAAUGUCAGUGACAAGUUCCUUAGCACAGCUUUCAAUUACUGCAUCUUAUACAUUUACUACAUUGCAGAUAGAUAUUUAGGAAACGGGACGCAUCUAACGCAGCAUCGUGCAUAUGCGAAUCAUCCACCUGCUACAGGAAUAUGGCACCAGGACCAGGUUUCAGUGAUGAAAAGAAUGAGACAUUGUGCGAGAGUUUGUGUGUGUUGGGGGCAGUCCCUGGAGAAUGAAGUCCUUCAUAGAGUACAUUGCUGGAGAGCUGAGUCUGGAGGACCCCAAGGCUGAGUACCCCAACAUCUGUGCAGGAACUGACCGCUAUGCCAUGUACAAGAUUGGCCCCGUGCUGUCCGUCAGCCAUGGCAUGGGUAUCCCCUCCAUCGCCAUCAUGUUACACGAGCUCAUCAAGCUCCUCUACCAUGCUCGCUGCACUGAUGUUACCAUCUUUCGCAUUGGGACCUCCGGUGGAUUAGGCCUCGAGCCUGGCACGGUUGUUGUCACCAAGCAGUCAGUAGACGCCACCUUCCUGCCCAGGUUGGAGCAGGUCAUCCUGGGGAAUACUGUGGUACGCAGCACGGACCUGGACCAAGGUCUGGCUGAAGAGCUGCUCCAGUGUAGCAAGGACCUGGGUCAAUUUGAGACGGUCAUCGGAAACACUAUGUGCACAAUGGAUUUCUAUGAAGGACAAGCGCGUCUGGAUGGGGCCUUCUGCUCCUACACAGAGAAGGAUAAACAGGACUACUUGACCAAGGCCUAUGAGUCUGGGGUUCGGAACAUCGAGAUGGAGUCUUCCGUGUUCGCUGCCAUGUGUAAACUCAGCGGUCUGAAAGCGGCCGUGGUGUGUGUGACGCUAUUGGACCGUCAGAAAGGUGACCAGCUGAUCAGCUCUCAUGAAGUUCUCCACAGCUACCAACAACGUCCUCAGAUACUGGUCGGUCACCUGAUCAAGAAGAUGCUCCAAACCUCAGCCUCAGUUGCAGUUCUUGACAAAAAAACGGUGCUCCAGGCACCUACUACAUAACCCAUUGAAAGGCACGUUUGUCUUGCCCACUCACCAUCUGAAUGGCACACAUAGACAAUCCAUGUCUCAAUUGUCUCAAGGUUUAAAAAUCUUUCUUUAACCCGUCUCCUCCACUUCAUCUACACUGAUUGAAGUGGAUUUAACAUGUGACAUCAAUAAGGGAUCAUAGCUUUCACCUUGAUUCACCUGGUCAGUGUCAUGGAAAGAGCUUAAGCUUAAUGUUUUGUAUACUCGGUGUAAGUGUAAUUUAGGGCAGCCCUUAUUCAGUCAUUCAUUCCAUAUAGCCUGGCUGCUUUCACUAUGGAUUUUCACAAUCAUUCUCAAUAGCAAUCAUUGACCGUAUAGAAGCCAUUAUAUAUAUAUAUAUAUAUCGAUCAUAUCUAUUGUUUCUGGAUUGUAGCUAAGUGUAACCAAAUUAGUACAGUAAUCAUGAGAAACAUCAAACACACCUCUUACCUGACACUACCUCUGUUUUUAUACCAAAUAAACCAAUGCUGAGCGAAGUAAAGUAACCUGUUCCAUAAGUUGUUGCUUUGUGUAACAUUAGAAAAUAUAUUAUACACAGUUUGUUUUUUAAAACCUUUUUUUUUAACCCCAAGCUUUUAAAAUGACAUGUUUUGUUUUAAUUCACCAGUAUGUAUAUUUUAGUUUUAUAUGCUGUAGCUAUGGUAACGAGCAAGUUAUGAAUAUUAAAGAUAAGACUUCUCUGCACUUCGUUAGCUACUUUGAAGACUUAUCGACACUGCAUUGUACUGUACUAUCAAAUGUUGCUCUGAAACCAUAAUCAUACAUUCAACGUGUCGUCCUGUUACUGAGAAAAUAUGUAACUGAGUGCUUCUAAUGUCAUCUUAUGAGUAAUAAAACCACAAAUACUGUAAAUA